CUCCGCUCCGCCGCCGACAGUAUUGUGUAAACCCGCUAGGGGAAUAUACGCAUUUUUGCACACAAAAAUACCAAUCCAUAUUCAUAUUCUCGUCACAUCUAACCAUUUAAAAUGUAUUUUAAGUAAUCAGCUACGAAUUCUGUGAGAAAUUUCAAGAGAAACCGCCAUUUUGAAACCGGAUAGCAGCAGUUUGAAGAUCGAUAAUGUCGGACUCGGACACAAGCUCGAGCAGACAGCGCUUCUCCAAGAAGAUGAUCCCGACGCGCGAGCUGAUAGCGCAGGUGCGCCAGCGCCGCUGCCUGUGGGACCGCCGCCACGCCUCCUACCGCGACAAGAUCUACAAGGACAAGUGCUGGCAUGAGAUCUACCUCGCCUUCGAGCCCGCUUACGAAUCGCUCAACGACACCAAGAAGAAUCUUAUAGGUAAUAUAAUCACAAGGAAAUGGUACAAUGUCAGAGACUCAUACGUGAAGUCGCGGAAGCCUGGAGUCCGGAGACCCUAUCUAUACGCCCAGGAGUUGGAGUUCCUCGACCCCAUCUACCUGCUGGACAGGAAAGGUAACGACAAGAGUUUCAUAGAGGAGCGCAUCUCCAAUGACGAUGAAGCAGACGCGGACGCAGAAGCGGACAACACGCACAGCUGGCUGCAGGAGGUGUUCGUGGACAUCUCCGAGGGCGAGGGCGACACGCAGCCGCCGCCUGACUGCCCCCCCAAGCGCGCCAAGCUCGAGUUCAGCAAGGAGGACGGCGACGAGAGCAUCAUCAGCGUCCUCGCCAACCUCAUACAGAAGGAGGAGGAUGAGGACCGCGCUUUCUUCAAGUCCAUUACACCCUCCGUCAAGACGCUCUCCGACAACGCCAAGUUCGAGUUCAGGAUACAAGUCAUGAAGCUCUUACACAGUUUGAAGAUAAGAGACCGCGACGUUGUGAAACUUAAGAGAGAAAGGACUUCCAAUGUUGACUCAGAUAGCGACUGAUUGUUGAUUAUUAUGUUAUGUAUACUUAUUGAAUAAUUUUAAGUAAGUAACACUAUUUUUCUAUUUCAAGUGUUGUUAGAAAGGAAAAAUUAAUUCGUUAUUGUGUAGUGAGAAGGACGUUGCGACAAGGAAUAAGACAACAAAGUUAUCGGAAGCGAAUAUAAUCACCAUUUUUUUUAUUUUGUCCUUAAUCUAAACAAUUAAGUAAGAUAAUAAACCCGUGUAUCUUAA
Molecule: messenger RNA, 1208 nt
Organism: Helicoverpa zea (corn earworm)
Lineage: Eukaryota; Metazoa; Arthropoda; Insecta; Lepidoptera; Noctuidae
Exons: 3
Coding region: 204-977 (257 amino acids)
Biological process (GO): regulation of transcription by RNA polymerase II
Cellular component (GO): transcription regulator complex; nucleus
Molecular function (GO): DNA binding
Source: RefSeq, a predicted model, not a curated record